Molecule: messenger RNA, 1554 nt
Organism: Bursaphelenchus xylophilus (pine wood nematode)
Lineage: Eukaryota; Metazoa; Nematoda; Chromadorea; Rhabditida; Aphelenchoididae
Source: the annotation of a GenBank genome assembly
AUGCUUUCAAUGUUCCUGAUUGUGUGCCUAUUGGGCUCGGCCCUCGCCGAUGUUUACCGUAUUGGGCUGAACAAAGAAGUCAAGGUGUUGCGGAAAGAAACGGAGGCCAACGCAAAUGGCCAAAGAGUGGAUUAUGUAGCGCUGGAUCAUGUUUAUAUUGGUGAGUAUUUGGUGAAAUUUGCUCCAUUUCCAGCACAACUGUACUAGUCCUUACCACGCUUUUUCACAAGUGCGUGGACAUUUUUGCCACUUGUUUGCACUGUGCAAUGCCUGUAGCACGAGCAAAGCUCGAAAAGCCGUCUCUCACGGCACAUUGCUAACUCUUCGCGUUUACCAUACCUAUUUUUAGGCACCGUCUCUCUCGGCACCCCACUUCAGGAUGUGAAUGUAGCUUUUGACACCGAGUCCGGAAUCUUCUGGGUGCCUGAUAAUAAAUGCGCCUGCGAUGUGGACUGCUUAAACGGUAUGCCUUUCGUGCAUCCACACUCUAGCCCUGAUGCCUUUUCUAUAGGAUUUACUUGUAGAACAGCUCUGCUUUGACAUGUGCAGCUCCCAUUGCUGCUCUAAAGGCGGCGGCAACUCCACUUUGUUCGAAGACGACGGCAAUAACACAGCCCCGGUCGGAGUCUGCACGCACAAAAACGUAUACAACCCCAAGGAAUCGAACACUUACAUCAGCCGCCGCACUUCAACCGUCGAGCCCUUCUUGAACAAGAAAAUCACCAUCAACUUGGCCUAUGAGACCUUCCGGUUCGGUCCUCAUCAUGCUGGCGGCUUCACCAUGAACUAUCUUCAAUUCGGGCAUGCCAGCGACCUUCCAGAAGCAUAUGAAGACGCCCAAUUUGACGGAGUCUUCGGCCUCGGUCGUGUAGGCCCUAGGGGAUCUAAAGCCCCAAUCAAACAGUUGGCCGACAAGCGGGUCAUCUCCAAUCCGGUUGUAACCUUGUCGUUGAAAGACGGAAAAGAUUCCAAAGACGUAUACGACGGCGUCUUGACUGUGGGGCAGAUCGAUGAGACUUACUGCGAACUGGGUCCAUCUAAGUUCCUCCCUGUUGCAUCAGCCAACAAGUGGAAUUUCCGAGUGUUCAAAGCCCAGUUGGGUACCAAGACUUUGCAAGACUUGACAUGGACUGUAGGUUUGGAAGAGUGGAAGGAGUAGUGUUAGCAUAAGCAGCGCUUUCUGCGACUUCGCAUUUCGUAUACUCCCAUUUUUAGGCCAGAAUCGACCCCUCAUGGCCCUUUAUCACCAUCCCUCAAAAGGUUUGGGAGCAAGUUGUGAAAACUGCAGUAACUGAAGACCGCGCUGGCCAUUAUACCGGAUCAUGUGGGACAUUGAGAAGCAUCUUCAGUACUAUCAGCAUCUACAUGGGCAAUGAAGUGCAAGCCACUCCGUAUACGAGAGUCCUAGUGGAGUAUUCGACCGGGUUAUGUGAACUUUUGGUUCAACCAGCCGGAAAAGACACCGAUCAAUGGGUUUUGGGGACGCCAUUCUUGACCAACCGUUGCCUGGCGUUGGACUACAACGGACGAAUUGGAAUCGGAAAGUUUCCGUAA